CUUGCUUUUAUAGCAUGUAGAGAUAACAGAGAGAGAGAGACAGAGAGGGGUUUUCAUUUGGAAGAAGAAGGAAUCAUCCGUCUAUCCUAUCUAUCACAUAAAAAGAGUUUACUAUCAACAGAGAGCUGAAGGAUUGAAGAUGCGGUUUUCAUGAUCCUCUGGUAUUAAGAAUCACUGAAAGUGAAAAAUAUACUGAUGAUUUAGCAAGUAUUUUCUAAUUUCUAUCACUGAAGUUUGUUGUUUUUUGAGAGACAAGUGUUUUUAUUUAUUUAUGGGGAAGAAGAAGCGACAGAAAAUGAAGGAACUUUCAGUAGCUAUAGCUGAGUCUGCAGCAUCAAAAGAAGGAGGUGAUACCAAGCAGCAAGAAUCACAACCUCAGGCUCCUAGAAAAAGAGGCAGGCCUCGAAAGGUUGUUAGGGAAGAGGGAAAAUUAGUAGAAACGACCAUGGAUGAAGCAGCAGCAGCUUCCACAGCAACACAAAGCAUCAUGAACAUGGAGAAGAAAGAAGAAGAAGAAGAAGAAGAAGAACAUGAAGCAUCAGCAAAGGAAGAAGAAGAUAUUCAACUUCCAAAAAGGGAGCCAUCGAGAAGCAGGGCCAGGAGGAAAAGCAAACCCAGAAAAAGCACUUGAAAAUCAUUACUUUUUUAUUUUCCCCUUCUUCUCUUGUUAUAAUUUCUUCCCUUUCCAAGAACAAAAAAAAAAAAGAAUUUGUUGAGGUUCAUCGGUUUGACAUCAAAGUCUUAAUAUUAUUUGGUAAUACAGGUUCUUAGUUUAUCUA
Molecule: messenger RNA, 779 nt
Organism: Lotus japonicus
Lineage: Eukaryota; Viridiplantae; Streptophyta; Magnoliopsida; Fabales; Fabaceae
Product: enhancer of translation termination 1-like
Exons: 1
Coding region: 272-631 (119 amino acids)
Source: RefSeq, a predicted model, not a curated record